AACCAUCGACAGACGCGGAAGGUCUGCCGGACCUUCCGACAGACGGCACCAUCACUAAUGACAUCGACAAGACCGUUGGUCCCAGGGCAAUGGCCUCGAACGGCUGCGCCCAAGUUUCCCCCGAGCGCAAGUUUCUCAUCGUCGAGACCCUCCGCCAGCAAGGCUUCGUGGUCGGUAUGAUGGGAGACGGUGUACACGACGCGCCCGCCCUCAAGCAGGCGGGCGUCGGGAUCGCUGUUCACGGCUCGACGGACGCUGCUCGGGCCUCCGCCGACGUCGUCCUGACGUUGCCCGGCCUGUCGACCAUCAUCACUGCCAUCGAGGUGCACCCCUUGGUGGUGUUUUUGUUGUUUCGUCUGCUUCGUUGGAAGGUGUUGCCGUGGUCUUGGUAGAUGC
Messenger RNA from Ectocarpus sp. CCAP 1310/34, 396 nucleotides. NCBI's taxonomy places the organism in Eukaryota, Phaeophyceae, Ectocarpales, Ectocarpaceae. The record is from the annotation of a GenBank genome assembly.